CAAAUUAAUAAAUGUAUGCAACUUGUCUUCUCAUUCGCAGUGACUAAAUACUUUAAAAUGCCAAAUCUCUAUGACUUUGAUGACUUCGAUCGUUGUUUACAAGAAUUCAAACGUUCGGAGACAUAUUGCUUUGUACGCGCUGAGGUGUUGCCGCAAGCAAACUCGGAGGCUUGGCAAGCCAUUGCUGAGAUAUCGAAAUACAAUAAACAUCAUUUCGAUCAUAGACAUUUGUAUUAUGGACUAUGUUUGCGCUGGUGUAAAGAGGAUUUGGCUGCUGCUGAUCCAGAUGGGGUCAAAGAACUCUAUGCUGGAUUACUAACGAACAACACAAAGCUCAACACAUACGUUGGUCUCUUUACCGUCGAGGAGACGAAUCGCGAGCAAUACAAUACUAUAAUGAAUCAAUGUAUAAAUUUAAGAUUGACACAAACACAUGGAUUGAGGGCUGUUAGCAUGAUUGAAUAUUGUGAAACAAAUCACAAAGUUAUUGAAAUGGAUACAUGGAACCUCACCUUCUACGCCAUCACUUUUGUGCUGAUUUUACUAGUAGCUGGCAGCAGUUUAUUUGAUUUUUAUCUCAAACAUAGGCCUAGCGAUAAAGAGAUUUCAAGGGAGGAUCAUUACAAAAGCGCCGUCAAGGGUAUAAUCAAUCGUCUCUGUGCAAGUUUCUCAGUGGUGCGCAAUUGGUAUCGUCUAAAUCAGGAACCAGUCGGCAAAUUGGGACGCGAUCUACGUUUUCUUGAUUGCUUCAAAUUUUUCUGUAUGUUCUUGGUGGUGUUUGCACACACCAACUGGAUACUCUAUGAGGGCGCCUUGAGUAAUCCACAGGAUAAUGAGCGUUUGUUGCAUACCGUUGCGGGUACAUUACUAAUUUCGGGUGGUUUGAUUACAAUUACUUUCUUUGUAUUUAGCGGCUUGUUGUUGACUAUCAAUUGGCUGGCAUUGACUAAGAUUAAGAAUGAAUUGAGUACUAAAGAAUAUGUAGAGGUGUAUAUUAAAUUUAAUAUAUUCCGUUACUUGCGUUUAACCAUUCCAUAUGCUUUUGUUAUCCUAUUGAGUGGCGUAUAUUUUGAUAAUCACGGCGGGCCACUUUGGCGACAUAUUGUUGAACGUGAGCAGCUCGCUUGUCGCAAGAAUUGGUGGGCUAAUUUGCUUUAUAUCAAUAACUAUUACAGGAACAAUGAGAAGGUAAAUUAAGUGCUGCUGCUUAAGGAUUUAUUUUUACAAGUAUUCAAUUUAGCUUGGCUCAAUGAUGUGGUAACUUACGUUGUGAUAACUUUUAUUGUGUUAUUUG
Rhagoletis zephyria (snowberry fruit fly) is the source of this 1294-nucleotide messenger RNA. RefSeq names its product nose resistant to fluoxetine protein 6-like. Gene Ontology annotation, molecular function: acyltransferase activity, transferring groups other than amino-acyl groups. Lineage: Eukaryota; Metazoa; Arthropoda; Insecta; Diptera; Tephritidae. The record is from RefSeq and is a predicted model, not a curated record.